Messenger RNA from Echinococcus granulosus, 213 nucleotides. RefSeq lists its product as hypothetical. The record is from RefSeq and is a predicted model, not a curated record. Lineage: Eukaryota; Metazoa; Platyhelminthes; Cestoda; Cyclophyllidea; Taeniidae. The transcript has a single exon. Bases 1 to 213 code for a protein of 70 amino acids.
AUGGGCGCAAAGGCGUGCAGCGAAGGCGACUACUACUCCACCGACGCAUUAGUCGCCGCCGAUUUUGCUCUUCCGACACACCUUCAUGAUCACACAAUCACCACUACGUCUACUGUUCUGCUAUCUGCUGCGUCACCACUUGAUGCUGACCACUGUGAGCUAAUGUGGUCCACUCGGGCCAAUUUUCCUGAUGAAGCUCUUCCCUCCCGUUAA